This is a messenger RNA of Arabidopsis arenosa, 1395 nucleotides long. The record is from the annotation of a GenBank genome assembly. Lineage: Eukaryota; Viridiplantae; Streptophyta; Magnoliopsida; Brassicales; Brassicaceae.
GACCAAUUAUAAAAGAAGAUCAAAGCUGCUCCUCAGUUCUCUACAUCAAAUCUAUGACAGACAUUUCCAGUCUCUUGAAGAACCUAAGUCGCAGGGACCAACUUGACUAUGGUUUAGCUGUGAUAGUUUUAUCCUCUGUUUGUUGGUUUCUUUGGCUUUACGCCAAAAACAAACGGCGGUCUCCACCGUUGCCGCCGGGACCUUGGGGCCUUCCCAUUAUCGGAAACCUUCCAUUUAUCCAACCGGAGCUUCACACCUACUUCCAAGGGCUGGCUAAAAAGCACGGUCCCAUUUUCAAACUCUGGCUCGGGGCCAGGCUGACAAUUGUGGUCACAUCUUCUGAAGUAGCCCAAGAGAUUUUUAAAACAAAUGAUGUCAUCUUCGCAAACCACGAUGUCCCAACCGUGGCUCCGGCCAAUACGUAUGGUGGUAAGGAGAUCAUUUGGUCGCCGUAUGGACCAAAGUGGCGGAUGCUGAGGAAACUAUGUGUUAAUAAGAUACUGAGCAAAGCCAUGUUGGAUUCCUCCACUGAACUCCGUCGCCAAGAGACUCGGCAAACCGUCCGGUAUUUGGCAGACCAGGCUCGGGUCGGUUCGCCGGUUAACCUGGGAGAACAAAUAUUCUUGAUGAUGUUGAAUGUUAUUACGCAGAUGCUAUGGGGCACAACGGUUAAGGAAGAAGAGAGGGAUGUUGUUGGAGCCGAGUUCUUAGAGGUGAUUAGAGAGAUGAACGACCUCCUGCUAGUGCCCAAUAUCUCCGACUUUUUUCCGGUAUUGAGCCGGUUUGAUCUUCAGGGUUUGGUUAAGCGUAUGCAAAGACCGGCUCAAAGGAUGGAUCAUUUGUUUGACCGGAUCAUUAACCAACGGCUGGGGAAGGAUAGUGACAGUAGUGAUGGGAGAGCUGUGGAUUUCCUCGACGUCUUGUUGAAAGUCAAGGAUGAAGAAAAUGAAAAGACGAAUUUCACCAUGAAUGAUGUCAAGGCCGUGCUCAUGGACAUGGUGCUCGGUGGUACAGACACAUCACUGCACGUCAUAGAAUUCGCGAUGGCCGAGCUAUUACACAACCCGGAUAUCAUGAAGAGAGCUCAACAAGAGCUUGACAAAGUUGUGGGCAAAGAAAAAGUUGUGGAAGAAUCUCACAUCUCUAAACUUCCAUACAUUCUCGCCAUUAUGAAAGAAACUCUAAGGCUUCACACGAUUGUUCCACUCCUUGUUCCUCGCCGCCCGUCAAAAACCACCGUGACAGUGGAGGUCGAGGAGAAGUUUGGAAUCGUGUUGGAGCUAAAGAAUCCCCUUGUUGCCACGCCCGUACUAAGGUUGUCCGAUCCAAAUCUUUAUCUCUAGGGAUUUAAGUUCAACACAAAGGGACAUUUUUGAAUAAAUUUUACAUUGAUUC